This is a messenger RNA of Strongylus vulgaris, 734 nucleotides long. NCBI's taxonomy places the organism in Eukaryota, Metazoa, Nematoda, Chromadorea, Rhabditida, Strongylidae. The record is from the annotation of a GenBank genome assembly.
AUGAAACGCAUUGUACAACUUGAAAAUGAGAACGGUCGUCUCCAAGGAAUAAAUGACGAAUUGACAACGAAACUGCAAGAAUCUGCAAGCGUCCAAGUACUCGAGGAGAAGGAUGCCCGUAUGCGUGAUCUAGCUGAUGAGCGUAGUCGUCUUCAGUGGAGAAUCGGCGAACUUAGCCAGUGGUGGAGCGAUGCAAAAUGGAAAAUCGGAGAGUUGGAAGCCGGUGUUGCUCAUCAGCGACAGCUGCUUGACACGGCAAACACAAAGAUUCAAAGCUUAAAUGAACAGACACCGCAAACCUCCACUACGUAUAUGAUGCCGUCAUAUUCAGUUAGUCAAGCGUAUCCAGGACAAUGGCAACUUGCUAACAACUGCUUCGCACCACCAACAAUCUCUGCACCAACGCCUUUCUACACAACACAUCUCACUCCAUAUGAAACGAAGAGAGUAAAAUUAGAAAUUGAUAUCGGCUCUACCCAGGACGUCUUCGUUAUGGGCUCGUUCCUUAACUGGCAAUGUGCGUUAAAAUGUGAUCCAGUUGGAGAAGGAAGAAAAGGCGUAACCGUUGACCUACCCAGAGGAAGGCAAGUUCUACAAGUAACUUUGCUCAAAUUUUGGAUUUUAAGAUACGAAUUCCGAUUCCUUGUCGACGGGAAGUGGGUAACGUCGUCUUUAUAUACGAAAGUUCCCAACGGGUUCGGUGGAGACAACAACCUGCUUUGGAUCGAAUAAUA